AGUUUUCCAAAUUUAUUUAACUGGAAAAUUUUUAGGGAUAAACACCAAAAUUAUCGACUUCCUUGGCUUAACUGUAAUUCGGAAGUUGGAUGGGACCCACCUGUGGGACCGUGAUGUCGACCAGUGAAAGAUGGUUGCGUAACGAAAGAUGGUUUUGCAAGAUCAAUCGCACAGAGAACUAGCCGUUGCGUGGCCGUCGCCUACGCACCCCACCCACCGCCCCGACCAAACGGCUACUUCUUCCCCCCCCCCCCCCCCCUAGAAACCCUUGUUCUUGAUCUUGAUCUUGUUUCUCCCUCCUCCUCGGCCUCUAAACCCCCUUGAGAUGGAGAACUAAUCUUGUAUCCUCCUCUCCCACUUCUUUCUGCCAACAAAAUGAUUGCGGAAUCCGAUCUCCAUUUCUCCGACAUUCCUCUUCCUCCCCCCUCCGGAUCAGAUGCCGAGGGGAAGCACCGCAGCCUCCCCCCUCCUACUCCGGUGCCGUCGGCGACGCAACCACCAGUCCCCACCCCUCUGGCCACUGAUCGGAAGUCCCGCCGCCCCCGCGCGAGGCAGAUCAGCUCUCGCUACCUGUCCCCUUCCUCUUCCCCUUACCCUUCCUCUUCCUCCUCCGUCUAUUCUUCUGAAACCCUACGCUUCGCCGCCUCUCCAAGAAAUGGGUUCGCCGCUCCCUCCUCCGUCGCAAUCCUUUCCAAGAAGCACCAGCAGCAGAAACCCCACCGUAGCCACCCGUCUUCUCCCGGGCCCGAACUCGAGGAGGCCGACGAGAACCAGCCCCUGGCAUCCGUCAGGCGGAGCUCGGAGACCCCCCUCCCCUUCUCCGCCCACGGCAAGCCUAUCGGCACCAUCAAGAAGCGGGCCGUCGUCCGAUUGUUCACCGACAACCACAGCGACGCUGCAGAGCAGCCGCCGAGGCUGGAUGAUCCUGGGCGGAGGCCGAGACCGGGAACCCCGGUGGCGCACCACCGUGUCCUGGAUAGCACCACCGUUCUGAGGACGAACACUCGACCCCCUACGCCCUCCCGGGUGAGCCUCUUCCCUUCCGAUGGCUACCGCUGGGCUCAUGGAAGCGGCGACUGCGGGUUGGAUGAAACCACGGAGAAUUCCUUUUCCGACACGGAGACUUGCAGCGUUAGCAGUCAGGGUGGCCUCUGCGACAGCCCGCCCCUCCUCCCUCUUGCGUCUUGCAGAUCGAGGCUGGCCACCGACGUCCGGUCGUCCAUGCCGGAGGCGGACCUGCUGCCCACCAUGUCGGCCAGACGGCAAGACGGGGCCGAGGUCUCUUCUUGUAGAUCAUCUACCAGCUCGCUUUUCUUGCGCUCCCUGAGCUCGGCUUUCUCCGGCCGCCAACAGCAGCACCCCUUCAAUUUGAGCAAGUCCGUCAAUAGGCCUCUCUUCUCGUCUAAGCCACCACAACCUCCGAGUGCUAAACCAGCCGCCGAGGUGAAGAAGGUGAACAAGGCACUGGGCCGACAGGAGGAUGCCCAUGUGCUUAGGCUUCUCGACAACUGCUAUGUGCAGUGGAGAUUUCUCAAUGCGAAAGCUCGGGGGACGGUGGAAGCUCGGGGAGUUGCGGCUCAGAAAUCACUGUGUGGGCUUUCCGGGAGGAUUGCAGAGCUUCAAAGCUCUGUUAUGGAGAAGAGGAUCCAGCUUGAACAGCUCAAAAGAAGAGAGAGGUUAUUGUUCAUCAUCCAUCAUCAAAUGCCACAUUUGGACGAGUGGACCGUUCUUGAAGAUGAUUAUUCAAGCUCUCUUUUAGGGGCAACAAAGGCUUUGCAGGAUGCUUCACUUCGACUCCCGAUUGCGGGGAAUGUGAGGGUAGAUACUCGUGAACUUAGGGAAGUUAUGGAUUCUGCAUUACUUAUGCUGGAAUUACUGUCUCCGUGUGUGGCAAGAUUUCUAUCAAAGGCUGAAGAUGUCGAUCAUGUAGCUUCGGGCCUGGCAAGUGUGAUCAGUACUCAAAGGGUUUUGGUUGAGGAAUGUGGAAAUCUUUUAUCAGAGGCACAUGUGUUGCAGGUGAAGGAAUGCAGCUUAAGAACCCAGCUUAUUCAGGUUAAACACAGGCGCACACAGUAGUCGAUCGUUUGCAACGACACUCACUCCGAGUUUGCCAUUUGAAACAAUUACUAUUCUUUACUUCUUUUGAAAUCACCAGAAGAAGUUUGCGUUCAAUCGAUUAAGGAGAGGCUGAGAGGUUAAGCUCUCUUUUCUUGUGAUAUUAUUAUAAGCUAGAGAUGGCAAAUCAAUGAAGAGUUCCAAACAUGAGUCACAACAGGAGCAGCGAGCGUUCUCUCUCUCUCUCUCUCUUCUCUUUAUUCAUACCAGAGCUACUUCGACCCUUAGCAGCCUCCCGGCCCAAAUCCGAUGACCUUCUUCGAGACAUCGUACACCACAGUGAACGUCCUCUGCUGCACGUUUCCCACUAUCCCCAGGUCACCAUCGUCACUGUUGGCGGCGAAGGCCAGGCAAACCUGCGACUGACUCAGGGCGUAGAGGAUGCCCCCGAAGUCCAGGUUCAUCGUCACACCGUCGCUGAACUCCAAGGCCACCGUCGGUAUCGACACCGUGGUGUAUCCCGUGAAGUCGUAGCAGGUGUCCAGUAAGGAAUCCGGGGCUGCCGCCUUGUAGCUCGACAUCCCCUGUCGGAAGGCCGACCGGAGCGCCGAGUACGCCGUCGGAGGCAGCCGGCUUAUGACCGUGCCGGAGUCGAUGAUCGUGCCCGCGUUGGAGAAGACGGUGGCCGAUAUCGGGAGGCGCUGCCCGCCGACGCUUAUAGCUACCAAGUCCAAGAAAUAAAA
This is a messenger RNA of Musa acuminata AAA Group (dessert banana), 2798 nucleotides long. RefSeq names its product protein ENDOSPERM DEFECTIVE 1-like. Gene Ontology annotation, biological process: centrosome cycle; spindle assembly. The transcript has 6 exons. Gene Ontology annotation, cellular component: nuclear microtubule; cytoplasm; centrosome. The coding region runs from base 376 to 2076 and encodes 566 amino acids. Gene Ontology annotation, molecular function: microtubule binding. The record is from RefSeq and is a predicted model, not a curated record. NCBI's taxonomy places the organism in Eukaryota, Viridiplantae, Streptophyta, Magnoliopsida, Zingiberales, Musaceae.